Messenger RNA from Zingiber officinale, 1368 nucleotides. RefSeq lists its product as uncharacterized. Gene Ontology annotation, molecular function: aspartic-type endopeptidase activity; nucleic acid binding; zinc ion binding. The record is from RefSeq and is a predicted model, not a curated record. The coding region runs from base 1 to 1368 and encodes 455 amino acids. The transcript is spliced from 2 exons. Lineage: Eukaryota; Viridiplantae; Streptophyta; Magnoliopsida; Zingiberales; Zingiberaceae. Gene Ontology annotation, biological process: proteolysis.
AUGGCUGGGAGAAGGAACAACAACAACAACGGAGAGAUGGGUGGUCAGAACAACCAGUUUCUAGAAGGACUUACAGCACUCCUACAUGAACAGAACCGCAUUCAUGGGGAACAAAUUCAACAAAUACUGCAGGCUAGGGAGCAGGGGAGCACACCCAGACGUUCUGCACCUAGCACGCAACCGGUCUACAAGCAAUUUCGGGAGCUUGGACCGACGGAGUUUAAAGGCACCACAGACCCGAUCGCUGCAGAGGGAUGGAUUCGGUCUCUAGAGACGAUAUUUGACUUCAUGCAGCUCACAGAUGUGGACAAAGUCAGGUGUGCGAUAUUCAUGCUCCGGGAUGAUGCUCGAGUAUGGUGGGAGGGUGCGCAGCUGACUGUAGAUCUGGCUACUUUGACUUGGACUGAUUUUAAAGAGGUAUUCUAUGGAAAGUAUUUCACAGUUGACAACAGGACACGGCUGGCACGGGAAUUCUUGGAGCUUCGCCAGGGAGACUUGUCGGUGGCGGAGUAUGUCAGGAGGUUCGAGAGAGGACGCUAUUUCGCACCUAUGAUUACUAGCCAACCAGUCGAGGAGCUGAAGCACUUUACAGAAGGUUUGAGGCCGGCUAUUCGCCAUGAUGUCAGGCUGAGUUGGGUCACCACAUUCCGAGAAGCCGUUGACCAAGCACUGAUGUCCGAAAGAGACAGAAAUGACAUGAUCAAGGAAGCUCAGAACAAGAGACUGAGUUAUCAGGGACGGGAUCAGCAGGAGCCGGGGAAGAAGAAGACAAUUCCUGGUCAGAAUUCAGGAAAACAGCCGUUUAAGCAAGCACAGCCGCGUCAGCAAAUUCAGAAGACACAAGCAGCUGAAGGCACUGGUUUCAGGGUCGAAAACAAGGUUCGUUGUUCUAAGUGCGAGAAGAUUCAUGCUGGGCAGUGCUUAACAGGUACAGAUGUGUGCUUUAUGUGUAAGAAGUCAGGACACUUCGCGAGGGAAUGCCCACUGCUCAGGGAGCCAACCAAAGGGAGAGUAUUUGCGAUGACUCAAGAGCAGGUGGAUCUGGACACGGCUAUUAUCACAGGUAUGAUUUAUGUUGCCAAUAUUCCAGCCCAUGCAUUAAUAGAUUCCGGAGCUACACAUUCCUUUAUAUCUGAGACCUAUCUCACAAAACUGGGCAUUAUACCUCAACGAAUGGUUGCGGGAUAUAGUGUUUUAUUACCAUCGGGGAGGAAUUGCAUAGCAACGGAUGGUAAAGAACUGUCGAUGAUGAUGCAAAACCAUAUGGUGGGCGCAAGGUUCAUCGUGUUGGGAAUGACAGAGUUUGAUGUGAUCCUUGGCAUGGACUGCUUCACAACUGGCCAUUCCCCACAUGAUCUCCAUGUGUAA